ACUGUGGAAAAGUUGGGUGUUUCCGUCAAUGCUGUUAUGGAUCGCCUUCUGCUUGAAGUGUGCAAAGAUGGAAUUACUCGGCAUUCAGCAAUCGUCAACAAGCGAGAAAAAAGAAAGAGGAAUAUUGAAAAAGCUCGCGAACGCGUUGCUCGUUUGAAACAAGAAAAAGAAGCACGCGAAGCGCAAGGAUGGGUGUUCAGGCAACCGAAAACUUCUGCUCAUCAUCCUGAGCCGAAACAGCAAGAUGUGCUAUACUUCAGAGCUGAAUCCACCAACAAUGAGUUAGGUCCACGUCAUCGUGGUGGACUUCUGCAGAAGGACUUUCUAUAUCCAUCGUUGAAGCGUGGAACAAAAGCGGAAAAGAAAAAGAAUGAGGAACUUCGACGAGCACGUUCACGUAGAGUUAUGAGUCAGUUAGCUGAGUCGACAUAUGAUCAGAUAGAAAAGCCCGUUAUGGCCAGACGGGGAUCUGCUCCUAGCAAAACCGAUCCUGUUAAAGUUUCCCGAGCAAGAGAACCUUCUCCAUUUGACCCGGAAAAACAGGAAAGACUUAGAUUAGAGGCUGAAGAACGCGAGAGGCAGAAACGAUUGACCAUGCCGGUUCGAAUCUGA
Messenger RNA from Strongylus vulgaris, 612 nucleotides. NCBI's taxonomy places the organism in Eukaryota, Metazoa, Nematoda, Chromadorea, Rhabditida, Strongylidae. The record is from the annotation of a GenBank genome assembly.